Molecule: messenger RNA, 2703 nt
Organism: Bipolaris oryzae ATCC 44560
Lineage: Eukaryota; Fungi; Ascomycota; Dothideomycetes; Pleosporales; Pleosporaceae
Exons: 6
Coding region: 1-2703 (900 amino acids)
Biological process (GO): endocytosis; actin filament organization
Cellular component (GO): clathrin vesicle coat; endosome; plasma membrane
Molecular function (GO): clathrin binding; phospholipid binding
Source: RefSeq, a predicted model, not a curated record
AUGAGUAAAAUCGCAAGGUCCGUCAAGAACGUGACAAAGGGCUACAGCCAGGUCGAAGUCAAGGUCCGGAAUGCCACCAGCAACGAUCCAUGGGGCCCUGUGGGCUCCGACAUGGCUGAGAUUGCCCAAAUCACCUUCAAUAGUUCGACCGACUUCUACCAGGUAAUGGACAUGCUGGACAAACGACUCAACGACCGAGGCAAGAACUGGCGCCACGUCCUCAAAUCGCUCAAAGUGCUCGACUACUGCCUGCACGAGGGCUCAGAGCUCGUUGUUACCUGGGCGCGCAAGAAUAUCUACAUCAUCAAGACAUUGCGCGAAUUCCAACACAUUGAUGAGGAUGGCCGUGACGUUGGCCAGAAUGUGCGAAUGGCAGCCAAGGAGUUGACUUCGCUCAUUAUGGACGAAGAACGAUUACGCGCCGAGCGAGCCGACAGGAAGUCGUGGAAGUCGCGAGUUACGGGCAUUGAGGAAUAUCCUGGAGGCGGACCCCAGGGUGUAGAUCAUGAUGCGCAAAGGCGCCAGCGGAACGGCGAACAGCGUCGUAACCGUAGAACAGAAGAAGAGGACAUAGAGCUUAGACUAGCCCUUGAGGCUAGCAGGAACGAGGCCGAGGAAGAGAAGAAGCGUCGAGAACGCAGCGCGAGGGCCGAUGAGAAUGAUGAUGACCUGGAGAAGGCGAUCAAGUUGAGUAAAGAGGAAGAGGAGUUGCGCCGCAAGGAGCUCGAGCAAACCAAUGCCGACCUGCUUUUCGGAGAGACUACCGCCCAGCCAAGUAUCUACCAGCCCACCGGAAACAAUCAGGGUUAUCAGCAGCAGGGUCAGGUUGACUGGUUUGGCAACCUUGUGGAUCCAAAUCAGCAGCAGCAGCAACCCCAGAACACUGGUUUCCUCAACAGUGCAUACGCUCAGCCUACUGGAAUGCAGCCCCAGCAGACGGGAUUCCAGAACGGGUAUGGGGGCUAUGGAGGUUUCCAACAGCAGCCACAACCGACAGGUUUUGAUCAGUUUGGCGCUCAGCAGCAACAGCAAUAUUUGCAACCUCAGCACACUAUUCAGCCCCAGCAAACCGCUUUUACUAACAACCCAUAUGGCCAAUUUGGCGGAUUUGGAGACAUGAGCCAGCAGCAGCAACCGCAGCAAGACCAGAACACACUCCAGCCUGGCAGCCACAACCCAUGGGCUAGCAACAAGACCCAGGAAUCCCUGAUGCCGCAGCCGACCGGCUCCAACAACCCAUUCGCGCAGUCUUUCAACCGACCGCAGCCAACGCAGUCCUUCACACAGCCGACGCUGAACACGCUAAGUGAGCAAAAGACUCAGACUCAGUUCAACACACCGUCCUUCAGCCCUCAGCCAUCAUUCUCUCCACAGGCAACACCACAGCCGCAGCAGCAACAGCGACCACAACCACCGCAGAAGGAAAUGGACCCAACCGCUGCCCGACUCAACGCACUCUUGGCAACCGGAGAGGGUCAAGACACUUUUGGCAAUGUAGGAAACAUGCGUAUUCCCGCUCAACACACUGCGCCAGGAACGUUUGUCAACUCAGCCGGCGCGGGUUUGAAUAAGAUCAACGCAAAUGCCACUGGAAAUAACCCCUUCUUGAACUCGCAGUUCACAGGCAUGCCUCAACAAAACCGCUUGAUGCCUGCACAGACUGGACCAGCGAGCAACUUUGGUGCCAACCCGUACGGCAAUGCCAAUCCGUUCGAGAAGCCAGUCAUGGAUCGGCGCGCGGCACCCAGACGGAAGAGAUUAAUACUAGCAGAUGAGGUUGAGCCUCACGAUAACAGAUCGAAGAGAUCUCGCACAUGCGAUACUGUCAGCGAUGCAGUACCAGAGAGUCCGACGUCAUGCCCCAGUCCUUUGAACCCGCCCGUUCGAACCGGCCUUGCGACACCAGAGCCCAGCAACUUGUCCGAAUGCGAAGCUGCGCCAUCAUGCCCGACGGUCGACGACAUCCUCGGAUCCCCUUUUCCAUUCAUGAAGCUUCCCGCCGAACUUCGCAUCCACAUAUACCACAUGGCGCUCGUACGCGAGGAACCGCUCCUCCUCCAUGCUGACCGUGCCCCCGAGAAGCCUGACGAAGACGAGUUUCCUCCUGCGCCAGCGCCCGUUUUACGUAGAGUGUGGUUUCAUGGGCCCGAGCAGCGACCAUACUUGAACCAGCGGGGCAGAGGCCAGAGUCCAGGACCGGAGCGCAUUCCGCUUAGCGACCCCAUCAUCCCAGAGAUUUUGCGAUUGAAUAAGCAGAUAUACAAGGAGGCGCGGCAGGUUCUCUACAGCGACAACGUGUUUACACUCAGCUUGACAAGCGGCAUACACACACUUUCGACGCUGCACCAGCGCUCCCGCAGCCUCAUCAAACACGUCGUUCUUACAAUACCUUCGCACCACGAUAUCCUCGAUGGCUUCGCCGACCUCGUCCGCUUGGGCCUGCGAUACUGCUGGGGUCUCAAGACUUUCAAAAUCAUCCUACAAGCCAGCCUACCCGACGACGGGAGAAUGACGGGCGCAACGAGCGUAUACGCAAAUGCGUUUCAUAUACUGAGAUGGCUGCCGCGCGGCUGUAAUGUAGGCCUCGAAGGCAACGUCAGCGAUACGGUUAAGAAGGUUGUGGCUGAGGAAGGCAGACUACAGGCUGUGCUUGAUGAGGCGAGUUAUCUAAAGAGACAGCAUCAGAUGCCUGAGCGACACUAG